AACCGCGGGAACUUGUGAAAUUGAAAAGGUACCUUAAUCAAACUCUCUGCGCUGAUACUACCGUGCAUGUUACGGGGUAAUUUACUCUUUUGAAUGUGUUUGACUUAGAUAUGGCGGACAAAGUAAAGGCGAGUAUUUCUGCAGCAUUCAAGAUGAAUGGUCUUGCACUGAGAAGCAAUGCACUGAAAUACCUUGUUGCAGCUCUCACACCAGUCACAGAAACAGAAAGAAAUCAGUGGGUGGAGAAAAUCAUUGAAGCAGUACAGAAACAGCCUUUAUCUUCUGCUCUACUGGAUAAGGCUAUAAUAGAGGCUGCCAUUGAAGAAUGCAGCGAUGGAGGGAAGGAAGAAAAUGAGAAAAUGUUUAAUGUCAUCGACUCUUUCACAGUACCAAGAUACACUUACAAUGCAGACAGAAAGAAAUUCCUUGUGAGCAAUGAUGCCCCUAAUCUCCAUGCUUCAGCAAAGUACAAGGCAGAUCUGUUCCGUGAGAGGUAUAACAUCCUGCUUCAAAGGACAUCCAGACAUAGUCUGUUCUCUCCCCCUGUCCAGGGUGCUUCCAUUGAAACACAGGGAAAGAAGUUUCAGUUAAAACCAGUUGAAUUUCUCUUAGGAAGCACAGCCAAGUUAGGAGAACUGAUUGUAUUGGGUAUGCUAACACAGCUCAAAGAGGGCAAAUUUUAUUUAGAGGAUCCUACUGGUGCUGUUCAACUCGAUCUAGCCAAAGCACAGUUUCAUACAGGUUUAUUUACAGAGAACUGUUUUGUGUUAGCGGAAGGAUGGUAUGAGGAUGAAGUCUUCCAUGUCAAUGGCUUUGGAUUUCCUCCAGCUGAGCCAGCAGAUACAACAAGGUCCUACUUCGGGAACCUUAAUUUCUUUGGAGGUCCCUCUGCAACCUGUGCCAAGUCUUCCACCAAGCUCAAGCUGCGUGAGCAGGAGAAUGAGGAUGCCAUGAUGGUCUUUCUCUCUGAUGUCUGGCUUGAUAAGGUGGAUGUCCAAGACAAGCUCCGGAUCCUUCUCACCGGUUACUCUGAAAUGCCUCCCAUGUGCUUUGUCUUCUGUGGAAACUUCACCUCAACACCCUAUGGUCCCAGUCACAACAAGAUCCUCAAAGAAUCAUUCCAGACCCUUGCUAACAUGAUCUGUGAGUUCAGUUCCCUGGUAGAGCAGAGUAGGUUCAUCUUUGUUCCUGGCCCAGAAGACCCAGGUCCAGGAAAUGUCCUACCAAGACCUCCAAUUCCAGAGUGCCUCACAGAAGUAAUUACAAGUAAAGUUCCUACUGCAGUCUUCACUACAAACCCUUGCAGAUUACAGUAUUGUACACAAGAGAUCAUCAUCUUUAAAGAAGACAUUGUCAUGAAGAUGUGUAGGAACUGCAUCCGUUUCCCUGACAACAAUGAUGAGAUUCCUGAUCAUUUUGUGAAAACCAUUGUAUCACAGGGUCACCUAUGCCCCCUGCCCCUCCACGUCUGUCCUGUGUACUGGGCCUAUGACAAUGCCCUACGGAUCUAUCCUCUGCCUGAUGUCAUUGUCUUAGGGGACAAGUAUGACCCUUUCACUAUCACGAGUGUCGGUACAACAUGCACAAACACGGGAUCAUUUUCAAAGAGUGGGUACUGUUUCAAAGUCUAUUAUCCCCACUCAAAGGAAAUAGAAGACAGCAAAAUUGAUGAAAUGCCUGCCUGAAGUCCUCUCUAAAAGAUGCCCAUAUCUAUGUAUGAUGGAAAGAACUAUGUUUCAUUGACUCAUCGGAAUUCCUUGGUACCCAUGAACUUACCCUUUAUUUAGAUUUCAUAAGAUAAUGAAGAUAAUUGGCCUGAAUUUGUGAGAAUGGAUUUAAUAUAUUUUCUUUUAAGACAUGCUUUCACAGCAAAACAAAAAAGAUUUGCAUAAAGAUGGAAAUACUUCAGAAAAGAAAUCAUAUAUUUCACAUUAGUUCACUUAGAUUCCCAAGUGUCCAUUUGAGUUUUAUAUAUAGCAUCAUAAAUUUUUCAGAGGAGUCAAUGGAAGUUUGAAUCCAGCAUCCUACAUCAACAAAUUUAAAAAAUAAAUUGUCAACCACAUGUCUAAUGGGGGAAAAUAGCAACAUGUAAAACAGAAAAUUAUAACCAAUAGCAAGUUAAUGCAGACCAACAAAUCUAUUAUAAAUCUAAUUCCAUUUUUUUUAAGUCUUGAGGGAUUA
Molecule: messenger RNA, 2181 nt
Organism: Lytechinus variegatus (green sea urchin)
Lineage: Eukaryota; Metazoa; Echinodermata; Echinoidea; Temnopleuroida; Toxopneustidae
Gene: pole2
Product: DNA polymerase epsilon subunit 2-like
Exons: 14
Coding region: 111-1685 (524 amino acids)
Biological process (GO): DNA-templated DNA replication; error-prone translesion synthesis
Cellular component (GO): epsilon DNA polymerase complex
Molecular function (GO): DNA binding
Source: RefSeq, a predicted model, not a curated record